Molecule: messenger RNA, 285 nt
Organism: Akanthomyces muscarius
Lineage: Eukaryota; Fungi; Ascomycota; Sordariomycetes; Hypocreales; Cordycipitaceae
Exons: 3
Coding region: 1-285 (94 amino acids)
Source: RefSeq, a predicted model, not a curated record
AUGCUGUAUGUUCUGGGCAAGAUCAGCGACCGAGAGGAGUUGGUCCUGGCGGGAUCGAUUCGCAACCCGGAACACGCUCUAGAUGAGCUUCACGAGUUUUACAGGCGAUGGCCGGCAGCUGUUGCGGAUAUUAGGAGUGCGUUGGAUGCAUGGACUAACAAAGUUCUUUUUCCUGUUUUAAUCCUCGCAACUCAAUUUUCGUUUUUUGUCAUACCCUUGUCGUCGAACCUCUAUAGUUGUAUCUGUUUCGAGUUAGGUUGUUUCUCUAGGGGAAAGCUCUGUUGA